Didymodactylos carnosus is the source of this 1210-nucleotide messenger RNA. Lineage: Eukaryota; Metazoa; Rotifera; Eurotatoria; Philodinida; Philodinidae. The record is from the annotation of a GenBank genome assembly.
AUGGUACAUUACACAGUUGAUGAAAUUCGUAUCCUUAUGGACAAAAAGCGUAACAUUCGUAAUAUGUCUGUUAUUGCUCAUGUCGAUCACGGAAAGUCAACAUUAACAGAUUCUCUCGUGUGCAAAGCUGGCAUUAUUGCUCAACAAAAAGCCGGUGAAAUGCGUUUUACAGACACGCGUAAAGAUGAACAAGAACGUUGUUUUACAAUUAAAUCAACUGCUAUUUCACUUUAUUAUGAAUUACCAGCUAAAGAUUUAGCAUUUAUUAAACAAGAACGUGAACCAGAUCAGGCACAUUUCUUAAUUAAUUUAAUUGAUUCGCCUGGUCACGUAGAUUUUUCAUCGGAAGUUACAGCUGCUUUACGUGUUACCGAUGGUGCAUUGGUCGUUGUUGAUUGUGUUUCGGGUGUUUGUAUACAAACAGAAAUCGUAUUGAAACAAGCUCUUGCUGAACGAAUUAAACCAAUAUUAUUUAUGAAUAAAAUGGAUCGCGCUCUAUUAGAAUUACAGUUUCAACAAGAAGAUUUAUAUCAAACAUUCCAACGCAUUGUUGAAAAUGUCAACGUUAUUAUUGCCACCCACGGUGAAGAUGGCGGUCCAAUGGGUGAAAUUCGGGUGGAUCCAACAAAAGGUACAGUAGGCUUUGGCGCUGGCUUGUAUGGAUGGGCAUUUACAUUGAAAGAGUUUGCUGAAAUGUAUUCGGCGAAAUUUGAAAUUGAACCAGACAAAUUAAUGAAACAUUUAUGGGGUGAUAAUUUUUUCAGUCCAUCAGAGAAAACAUGGACAAAAUCUGGUGGUGAAGGUUACAUACGUGGUUUUAAUCAAUUUAUAUUAGAUCCAAUAUUUAAAAUAUUUCGUGCUAUUAUGGACGGUAAGAAAGAAGAAUGUUUAGCAUUAUUAGAAGAAUUAAGUAUUAAAAUAUCUGAUGAUGACAAAGAAAAAUUAGAAGAGGGUGGUAAACCAUUAUUGAAAUUAGUUAUGAAACAGUGGUUACCGGCUGGUGAUAUUCUAUUGACAAUGAUUGCUUUACAUUUACCAUCGCCAAUGGUUGCACAACGUUAUCGUGCUGAAUUAUUAUAUGAGGGUCCACAAGAUGAUGAAGCGUUUCUUGGAAUAAAAGGAUGCGAUCCACUUGCACCAUUAAUGAUGUACAUCUCUAAAAUGGUACCGACAUCAGAUAAAGGAAGAUUCUAUGCGUUUGGUCGCGUCU